AUGCCAAACAUGUGUCGUCCAUACUCCUUUCCGAACCGCAGAAGCAGUAGGCCUAGGGAGGGGUGGACUGAAGCAAGACGGGAGAAGGAGAAAGCGAGGAGCAAGGCGAAGAAGGAGAAGAAGAAGGCAGAGGGAAGGCUUCCCAGGAGGAGGACCAGUGAGAGCCAGCAGCAGAAGAAAAAGCCCAAGAGGGCUGAAUCGAGGAGGGAGAAGGAGGAGAAGGCAGAGGCCAAUAAUAAGGCAGGGCCGUGGCUCUCCGAGUAUCGACUUCCCAAGCAUGCAAUGGAGAAGUGGGGUGCCCCAAUCACCGUCAAUACCAACAUAGAGAUAGAGAACGGGUCCGUGGCCGAGGGUGCAUAUGUUGGGAAGGAUCAUCCAAUCGAUAGGAAGCACGGUACGGACAAUUAUACCAUGGAAGGUGUACUAGUUAUGGGAUGUAGGCUUGAGGAAUGGGACAGCGUGUAA
Stereum hirsutum FP-91666 SS1 is the source of this 465-nucleotide messenger RNA. RefSeq lists its product as uncharacterized. The transcript has a single exon. Lineage: Eukaryota; Fungi; Basidiomycota; Agaricomycetes; Russulales; Stereaceae. The record is from RefSeq and is a predicted model, not a curated record. The coding region runs from base 1 to 465 and encodes 154 amino acids.